AUGGAGGAGUAUGAGACGGUGUUGUGUUUGGGCAGGGGAGGAUCGGCGGAAGUGUUCCUGAUGAGGCACGUGGAGCAGAAGAGCCUGCACGCGGUGAAGAGGAUAAAAGUAGAGGAUACAAGGAGAGCAAAAACACAAAGGGCAAUUCUCCAAGAGGCUGAGAUCAUUAGGAGGCUGGAGCACCCUCACAUAGUUAAAUGCAGCGAUGCCUUUGUGAACUCUGAUGGAUUCAUUUACAUUGUGAUGAACUACUGCGAUGGUGGGACAUUAGAUGACAAAGUGAAAGAGAGGAAACCAGAGGAGUUUUUCACAGAGGAUACAGUGCUGGGGUGGUUUGCACAGGUCGCUAUGGCUUUACAUUAUAUACACACAGCUAAGGUACUACACAGGGACAUCAAAACAUCCAAUGUACUGCUGACAAAGCAAGGCAUGGUGAAGUUAGGUGACUUUGGGAUAUCCAGAGUGAUGACCAACACAGCUGACAUGGCCUCCACAUGUGUUGGGACACCCAGCUACCUCAGUCCAGAGCUGUGCCAGGACGUCCCAUACAGCUCCAAGUCUGAUAUCUGGGCUCUUGGCUGUCUGCUGUAUGAGGUAUGUGCCCUCAGACCUCCGUUUGCAGCCACAAACCUCCUGAGUCUGUUCUACAAGAUCACCAAAGGAGAGUAUGAUCCCGUGCCCAACAUCUACUCCGACAGCAUCUCCUCUUUGAUCCAGAGCAUGCUCUGCCUCAACCCAGAAAACAGGCCAACAGCUGCCUGUGUACUCAACAGUGCUAAUGUGCAACAUCACCUGGAGUCUAUCAAGCACACAGAGACUGGCUGGGUUAAUGUGUCUGUAUCUGAAGGGAAGAGCUGUGACAAUAAUGUAGAAGGGCAAAACACAGACACCACACUACAGCCAGAUGUUCUCAGUCAGUCCCACCUCUGGGAGGAAAAAGAGCACAACACGGAGGCCAGUUCCAGUGAUUUGGAGGACGAACAUCAUGUGAGUGAUAGAGGACAAAGCCACUGUGACUGCCUCUAUCCUGAGGACUUUGAUGAAGAUGAAAGUUUGUCCUCUCUUGAGGAGUGCAGUGAACACUUGGCGUCGCCCAUAAGGAGUGAUUCUGCUGAAGCUAUUUGUAAUGUAGAAGUAUUUCCGGAGGCUCCUGAUGUCUCAGACCAAGAGUAUCCAGAUGACUUUGAGGAAGCUGAGGUGGAAGAAGAAUAUGAGGAUGAAGUGGCCUCGGUUCACAGUGCUGCUCUUCGGCAGCCCCGUGACGAUGCGGUAGAAGAGGAGUUUCAGCUUUGUGAUGCUGGAGGAUUGACCAUUACACUGAAAGCACUGAAGGAAAAGGGCUAAAAAACUAUCAGAAACUCUUACAGUUUAAUAGACCACAAUGUGAAAUAAAGGAACCUUAACAGCUGGAACAAUGACUUAUCUGACAAAGGCCUUAUUUAUUAAGUGUUUUCUGCACCAGGACACCAGGCCUUCAGUGUCUGAGGAACAGUAUAGGGCUGAAAUAAGACGUUUACUGCUAGAUGACGUUGAAAACACUUGGUGGGGCUAGAGAGAAUGAAUGAAGUCCUGUUCAGUGUGUGCUGUUACAAAUGGCUGUUAAGUGACGUGGAUGUCCCUGAGUGCGGUUUCUGAUUAGCGUCAUAAGGACUGCUGGUAAAGAUGAAUAAAUGAGUAAGCGGAUUAUUUUAUAAAAUACAAAUAGGAAAUUUGGUAUUCAAGCUCUUACAGUAUCUGAAAUCACUUUAUUUUUAUUCUUCAGUAAAAAAAAAGCAACUAACUUGUAAACUACAUUUUAUAUAUCACAGUAUGACUAAAAAAUAUAAAAGCACCAGCAGGAGGUUCAAAUCUUUAAUUUGGAUUCAUAACUUUCUUCAUACCUAUUACAUAUCCUAAUGCUUCACACUGUAUGUUAUUCUCUCAGCUUUCUCUUUCAGUG
This is a messenger RNA of Epinephelus lanceolatus (giant grouper), 1939 nucleotides long. RefSeq names its product NIMA-related kinase 12 (gene nek12). Lineage: Eukaryota; Metazoa; Chordata; Actinopteri; Perciformes; Serranidae. The record is from RefSeq and is a predicted model, not a curated record. Gene Ontology annotation, molecular function: protein kinase activity; ATP binding. Gene Ontology annotation, biological process: protein phosphorylation.